Messenger RNA from Magnolia sinica, 1708 nucleotides. Its product is annotated as UV-B-induced protein At3g17800, chloroplastic-like. Lineage: Eukaryota; Viridiplantae; Streptophyta; Magnoliopsida; Magnoliales; Magnoliaceae. The transcript has 3 exons. Bases 230 to 1495 code for a protein of 421 amino acids. The record is from RefSeq and is a predicted model, not a curated record.
AGGACUCUCCAUCCUUCUAGAAUUAAAAACCCUCCGAUUACAAGCUCACAUCACAGCGACGGCCUCUUCCAUCAUUUUCUUUAAUCAUCUCUCCAUUUCCUUCUUUUUUAAUUGAAUUUAUUGAGCGGCGUCGUUUCCAUUUCUUCAGAUAUCUCCAGCUUUGCUAGAUCUAGGGUUUCUGGGGUUUUGGUUUUAGGGCAUUUUGUCUCUGUCUCUAUAUGCUAUUUGGAUGUUGAUGGACAGUGGUUCUUUGCAUAGAACGAUCCCCGCCGUUGAAGCUUUGCCCUCAGGGGUAAAGUCACAAGGCGGUCCUAAGGUUACGAAGAUCCGGUCCGUUGCUUACGUUGGAUCUCACAACCUCUCCAAUCUCUCCAUCGCUUCACAGGGAUUGGUUAAAUGCUGUGGAAGCCAACCUUUUGGCAGACAAGUAUCAUGUAGUGGUGGGUUGAGAGGUUCAAUGCUUGUGACAUUUGCGAGCUCAGAGUCUAGCAAAUGUGACUAUAGGAGCGUGGCUACACCACUUGAGCCACAAUCAUCAGCUGGGAAAUUCUUGAGUAGUGUACUGAAGAACCAUCACCACAUUUUCCAUUUCGCUGCUGCGGAACAAGUAGAGGUGUUAGCUGCUGAUAGGGAUGAUGCUAUUGCUCGACAGAAGCAUAGUUUGGGCUCUGCUGAAUCAUGCCUUCAUGGCAGGAUUGCUGAACUGAAGGAGCAGGAGUGCCAAAUCGCAAUCGAAGAGGUCAUGUACAUGAUGGUUGUCCACAAGUUCUCAGAGAUUGGAGUUCCUAUGGUCCCGCGGCUAUCUGAAUGCAUGAACAAUGGGAGAUUAGACAUGCGGGCAUCAAAUGAUAGAGAGCUGGAAUCUGUCCACAGCUUAGAGACGCUUGAGAUGAUACGUGAACACUUAUCCACCAUCCGUGAUUGGAGAGGGAAAUUCGAUGCCACAGAUAACCGGACAGCGAGCCGAAUCCCUAGGCUUCAGCUGGGCCGAGUCUAUGCAGCUUCAAUCAUGUACGGCUACUUUCUCAAAUCUGCCAGCUUGAGGCAUCGCCUGGAGCUAGAUUUCGCACUGACCGACGAAGACCUUCCUCCUUUGGGCUACGGGAUUCGCAUCCCGCUGCAUGAAUUCCAGCGUCGUGGGUCGGACAAUGUUGCCGUUCUGGGUUGCCCGACGGACAGGAUAUCUUCCCUGUAUCAAGGAUCAAGGAGGAGCAGGAAGACUGAGGAGCUGAGGGGGUAUGUGAUGGGGUUCGACUCUGAGGCCUUGCAGAGAUGCGCGAAGCUGAAAUCGCGGGAGGCGGUGAAUCUGAUUGAGAAGCACAGCUGGGCGCUGUUUGGCGAAGAUGGUGGGGCAGGUCGAAUGGAAGAUGACGAGGUGAUCAGUGUCACAUUUUCAAGCCUCAAGAGACUGGUGUUGGAGGCUGUUGCAUUUGGGUCUUUCCUUUGGGAUGUGGAAAGAUAUGUUGAUUCAAUCUACAGUCUGAAGGAGAACUAAGAAGAGAGGGAGGUGUAAAAAAGAUAAAAGAGGAAAGCUUAUGAAGCUGUAUAUAUGGGGUAAAGCUGUAUGUGUAGAACUCUUGUAUUAUCGAGUUCUCACUCAAGUCAGUUGUAUUGGCUGUUACCGUUUGGGUGGUCGCAAUUCAAACAUGUAUAUUGUAGCAUUUAGAAGCAAUAUCAGUUAUUAAUUGAUAGAACGUUUUUCAUUCAA